UAUACCGGUUGCCUACACACAUGUGCUCGUUUUUACAGCUCGGCGUGGCUCGUAAGGAAUCGAACGUUUUUUCCUAUACGGCUGUGGCAAAAUAACGGCUCUCGUGCAGGUCCAUAUACAUAGACAGCUCAACCGCGAUAUGCGCGUAUGUUUAAACGCUUGCGAUUAACUUAGUUGACACUUUGCUUCGCAGCAGUCUGCGGCCCUUCAGCAUUAUUAUGGCGUUUCUUUGGUUUCUUUGGACGUUAAUGCUAAGAGUCCUUUAAGCCUUUCAGUUUUGCUUGUAUCCGUCGCUGUCAGGUUAGAGAAACUGACAAGCUGUACACCGUACCCAUGCUUGUCCAAUAAAUAACUCGCUGCUACUUUUCCACUUCUAAUAGCAUUAAAACAUGAACGCGACACCGUUGUACUUUCGCAAGCUGUUUUCGGGUGCCCGCGAAGUUAAUUAUGGUAACACGGUGCUCGUGCAGCGCGACAACGGGGAAUGGUGGCUGGGAUAUGUACAGGACAUUAACGGAGACUAUUUCUUCGUGGAUUUUGAUGCCAGUACCAUCAGUGCCCAGUGGAUUCAUACUAAACAUCUCUGGCCACAUCAUUUUCUUUCCAGCCGGAAAAAGUGUAAGCAUUUUUAUGGAAACAAAGUCAUCCAGGUCGCCCUCCGAAGAUCGCCCGGUGAACCACUGGUUUUCCGGUCUGGUACGGUCAAUGAUUGGGAGAACAAUAUGUUCUUUAUUGUGAACGUGGAUAAUUGGGAAAAACCUGACGGAAAAAGCCCACAGGCAACGGCGUGCCACAUCGUGCAUCGCAAUUAUUUUGUCAAAGAUUUUCCACUACCUGAUGAUGGUGACAGUUUCUACGAGCGAACUACCGGAUUCUUGUACAAAAAAUAUGUGCUCAAGUUUCCUGAGGCUCAUUUGUUGCCGGAAGUGGAUUUUUUGCCAGCGUUUUUAGGCCCAAUUAGCCAGUUAGCGGUUAAUCGUAGCCGUGACCCGUGUUGUGCAAACUGUUGCUUCCGAAGGACGGUUCUAAUAGAUAGAAGCAAUUUCGUUUGCCAAAGUUCGCAUGGGCAGCUUUAUCCCAUCGAGCUGGGUUGCCGGGUAUUUGUGCAAGUGGGAUUCGAUUUAGUCACAUUUAUCUGUGCCGAAAUGCAAAGCGACACAGCCGGUCGCAUAAUGUUCUGGAACGAAGAAUCCCUGAGAAAUGCAUGGGAAAAUUAUCUCGCUGAAAAGCAAAGGAGUGGCUCCGUUAACGUGGACAGGACACUGCGCAACGCUUCGAAUUACGGACAGCAGAACGAUGUGGAAAUGUCCAUCAGCGACCUGCCGCAUCCCAUCGUAACAUAUAUCUUGCUAAGUUUGGAUAUUAAUUCUCAGUUACAAGCAAGCCGGGUAUGUGCACUGUGGAGGCUCCUUGCCCAGAAAAUAAACGACACCGGGCACAUUUUCUUCGAUAUGUGCACGACAUGCACAAGGCGUCCACAUGACGAGGAGUCGUACGCAGUGUAUACUCGCUAUCUCACUUACCAGCUGGUAACCACGCUGGACGCCGUUCUUUCGGGACGCACUCAUACCUUAGCGCUGACUACUUCCGGGAAUCACGUUCACGCGGCGAAUGAUGUUCAUGCACAGAUAUGGAUGAUCAAAUCGCUACUGCAAACUAAGGGCCUUUGCCUGUCUGGUAUUAUUGUGAAAAACUGCCUAAACUGCGAUCAGGCGUCUUUCCUGGCCAUCAGCCGCAAUCCCCGCAGCGGCUACUUCGAGUGUGUUUCGCUGGCGGAGCUGAUGACCGUUUGUAAAGAUCUGGUGCUGGUCAAUUACAACGCAGCGGAUGCCAUCACUUUAUCAGCUCAUGAAAUACUGUUUUUGGACAGGGCAACGGGUAAGCCCACGUCCGAGACGGCAUUUCUGCGCCAGGAUAUGCUGGAAACUCGGUGCGAUGUGUUCAUUCCGCUAUUACGCUUUCGCUCCACGGAAACGACGGUAGAACAGCGACGGGGGUUUUUGGCAGCAGCCAACGCACACUGUCCGCCCGUUAGUACGCGAGUUUUGGCAAAGGUCACAGCGAUGCAUGCCCGUUGGGUGCAGACGCUGGCCUAUCCCGACCAAUGGAUCCGCAUUCGCACUUUCCUGCGGCUGUUCAACGAAUUUUCCUCGAAUGGCCAUCCACAGCGUUGGGACGCGAUGGAUAUCCGACAGCUACCCAUAGACAUUGCCUCGUUGACCAAGGUGACCUUUUUAGCCCUUGAUAGGUGUUUCAAAGACUGAAUUUUAUGAAACGAAACGCGGUCAAACUUCUAGCAAUUCCAUCUUAAGUUUAAUAAUCGAAAACUUAAAAUGUCUCUGGCGCACGCCAUCAUUUGCAUGGCUCGCCCGCGUUUUUUCCUACCUUUAAUUCGGUGGUUUCUGGAUGUUUCGUUCAAAUCGGCCCAGGCGCUGCGGAGCGCAGGAAUUCCGAUAAUAAAAUCAUUAAAAUGUAUGGAAUGCCUUUGGCAUUCGCCGAUUUUGUUCGAC
Molecule: messenger RNA, 2510 nt
Organism: Paramacrobiotus metropolitanus
Lineage: Eukaryota; Metazoa; Tardigrada; Eutardigrada; Parachela; Macrobiotidae
Exons: 4
Coding region: 390-2264 (624 amino acids)
Molecular function (GO): protein binding
Source: RefSeq, a predicted model, not a curated record